Molecule: messenger RNA, 396 nt
Organism: Brugia pahangi
Lineage: Eukaryota; Metazoa; Nematoda; Chromadorea; Rhabditida; Onchocercidae
Source: the annotation of a GenBank genome assembly
AUGGCAGAUGAAGCACUGAUGAAAGCUGGCUUAUAUCUAGAUGCUUUCAGCAAAAUACGUCUUCUCCAGCCGGGUAUUGCGGAUGUUUCUAACGAACUUGUUGAAGAAGCGAAAGAAAUUGUGAAUAAAUUGAACACUUUCAAUGAAGCUACAGAAGCAAUCAUAAAAGCAUUUGAUGGAUUGGCAAAAACCGUGGAAGGUGAGAAAAUUCGUGCGAUGUCAUCCAGAAAUGCCUUGGAAAUGGCAGACAAGCAACAUGUUGUCGAGGAACAGCAGUUGCAGAUUCUGAUUCGAGAACGCGAAGUAGAACUGGAAAGGUUGCACACUGAAUUACAAUGCAUUCAAAGGCAAGAAUCUGCCCUGAAAGAGUAUUUGCAGAAAUUUUUAUCGUCAUAA